GUUGCUAUUCUUGACAUACUCUCAAGUCAACCAGCUCAGCCCGGGCACCAAAGGACCUGCGACUGUCAGACGAGCUUGGCUCCCGCUUUACUUUCUCUACACAUGCGGGACAUUCGGACUGAGACUCUCAACUUUAUCCCUCCUCAGAUGAACGCUGAUGAGCACAACUGCCUCUGUAUUGCUGCCUUAUCCCGGGCUUUUAACAACUUUGGACUCCAAGCCUGGCAGUCAGCCACAGUAAAGAAGCCUGCCGGAGACGCUCUUGAAACUGCCGUGAAUGGACUAACUAGGCUAGGUAGCACAAGACAAGCUCCAUGGCGGGACCUUUCACACAAGUUCAGAACUGCCACGGUGCCACCAACUAACCUUACUCUAGAGCGUAUGCUCUACAUUGACCGUCGACGUCUCUCUCUGUCUCUGUUCCACCGUCAGCCACACAGAAUAGAGCUGUCCAAUACCUAUCUAGCGCCUCUGCAGGGAGAGUGCCGCCCCCUUCCCGCGAGACACAGCGCGCCAUCUCCAUUGUACACGCGACGACCAUACACCAACAGGGACGGUGCCACGGCUCAACACCUUCCCGUGCAACAGCUCGGAACUCGGAGUCGAGGCCUGGUCCUGGCAACCGCUAUAACCCCUGAUUCUGCUACUGGCGAUGCGAUGAACACUCUUUACCCCAGUGCCCGGUGGCUUUGGGGCUCGUCUCUCGCUCGCCUCCCACCCUUGGUGUUUCUCCAAUGAUAUCGGGCUGUCACGUCACCGUGCCCAUCACUUUUCGUCAACGACUAAGCACCGUCCAUCCGUCGAGCCAACCAUAAUUCGCACAGC
Colletotrichum acutatum is the source of this 825-nucleotide messenger RNA. RefSeq lists its product as uncharacterized. The transcript has 2 exons. The record is from RefSeq and is a predicted model, not a curated record. The coding region runs from base 103 to 738 and encodes 211 amino acids. Lineage: Eukaryota; Fungi; Ascomycota; Sordariomycetes; Glomerellales; Glomerellaceae.